AUGAUUCCCAAGCCUUCCAUUGCUGGGCAGCUCGCCCUCCUCGCUUCGGUGGCCACUGUCACUGCUGCGCCAGCACCAGGCCUCGGCAUCGACAUUGACGCUACGCCUCACGUCUUUUCUCGUGCCGUCAACCCUCCCACCGCGCUGCCCCAGAGCGCCACGGCCAACGACCUUCGGUGGCAGCCAGUGCUUGACUUUGACACGGACGGCUGUUACAACGUCCCUGCCAUCGACGCGGCAGGUUACGUUGCCGAGGGCCUCGAACACAACUGGGCGGAUCUCGCUUCCGACUGCAGGGACAUGUCGGAUCUGGACAACAAUAAUGUGUACUCCCGCCAACGCUGCAACAACGGCUGGUGCAUCUACAUGUACGGCUACUACUUUGAAAAGGACGUGGCCAUCCCCAACUUCUGGGACCCGGGCCACCGGCAUGACUGGGAGCACAUUGUCGUCUGGGUCAACGGGAGUGGUGCUCAGUACGUCGCCGCGAGCCAGCACGGUGGCUGGGAACUUCGGCCUGCCAGCGAGGUGCGGUGGGAGGGCGAGCAUCCCAAGAUUGUCUACCACAAGGACGGGCCGGCAACGCAUUGCUUCCGCUUUGCGACUACGGGGGACGACAACGUCGCGAACCACAAGGGCUACUGGUUUCGCGGCUCGCUGGUGAGCUACAACGGGUUCCCGGGCAACACGCGGGAGAAACUGUUCAGCCACGACUUUGGCAAGGCCACCAUUGGCUUCAAGGACUCUACCUUUGAGUCGCAUAUCGAAAAGGCGAUUCCGAGCGGCGUGACGUUUGAUAGUGGUCGUGAUGAAGGUUCUCCUGGAUAUCCUUAG
This is a messenger RNA of Emericellopsis cladophorae, 834 nucleotides long. Its product is annotated as necrosis inducing protein-domain-containing protein. The transcript has a single exon. Bases 1 to 834 code for a protein of 277 amino acids. NCBI's taxonomy places the organism in Eukaryota, Fungi, Ascomycota, Sordariomycetes, Hypocreales, Bionectriaceae. The record is from RefSeq and is a predicted model, not a curated record.